UGUAGCAGCCAACAGUGGCUAAGCUCCUAGAGUUGUUUUGUUUGGCCAGUCCCAUCUCCUAUAAUGUGGAGAAGAAGGAUGUCAUCCUCUUCCUCCUCCUCCCCUUCUCUUCUGCACCUUGCUCUCUGCUGUGUUACCACUCUCUUUGCUCUUCAUUUCAGUGCUGCAGCCAAGCCUCCGAAGGUUGGUUUUGGCUAUCGCUUGGUUUCCAUCGAGGAGAGCACAAACGGAGGUGGAUUGAUAGGGUAUCUCCAAGUGAAGCAGAGCACCUCCACUUAUGGCCCCGAUAUCCCCCAUCUCAGGCUUUUUGUGAAGCACGAAACCCAGGAUCGAUUGAGGGUUCAUAUUACUGAUGCGGAAGAACAAAGAUGGGAAGUCCCCUACGACUUGCUCCCGAGAGAUCAGCCCCCGCCACCGGGGGCGAAAGCUUCGUCUUCUCCCUUCACGGCGUCGGAGUACGCAGGGGGCGAUCUCAUCUUCAGCUUCACCUCCGAUCCAUUCACGUUCGCGGUGAGGAGGAAAUCCAAUGGGCAGACGCUGUUCGAUUCGAGUUACGGCACCAUGGUCUUCAAGGACCAGUAUCUCGAAAUCUCCACUCAUCUGCCCAAGACAGCUGCACUGUACGGGCUGGGGGAGAACACGCAACCCGGUGGGAUACGGCUCCGCCCUAAUGACCCGUACACUCUCUACACCACCGACAUCUCGGCCAUCAAUCUCAACACCGACCUCUAUGGGUCUCACCCGGUGUACAUGGACUUGAGGAACGAGGGAGGAGAAGCCACCGCUCACGCAGUCCUGUUGCUCAACAGCAAUGGGAUGGAUGUCUUCUAUACAGGGAGUUCUCUCACCUACAAGGUCAUCGGAGGCGUGCUCGACUUCUUCUUCUUCGCCGGGCCGUCGCCUCUGGCGGUCGUGGAUCAGUACACUACUCUGAUCGGUCGUCCUGCUCCGAUGCCAUACUGGGCUUUAGGCUUUCACCAAUGUAGAUGGGGCUAUCAAAACCUGUCCGUGGUGGAAGGAGUCGUGGAGGGUUACAGAAACGCCCAAAUACCUCUGGAUGUGAUCUGGAACGACGACGAUCACAUGGAUGCAGCCAAGGACUUCACGCUCGACCCCGUCAACUACCACCGGCCGAAGCUCCUCGAGUUCCUCGACAGAAUCCACUCGCGGGGCAUGAAGUACAUCGUCCUCAUCGAUCCCGGCAUCGCCGUCAACUCCAGCUACGGUGUCUUUCAGAGAGGAAUGGCCAAAAAUGUGUUCAUCAAAUACGAAGGCAAGCCGUACUUGGCUCAAGUGUGGCCCGGACCCGUCUACUUCCCCGACUACCUGAACCCCGACGGCGUCUCGUGGUGGAUCGAUGAGAUUGCCCGGUUCCACGAGAUGGUGCCGGUGGACGGCCUCUGGAUCGACAUGAACGAGGCUUCCAACUUCUGCACCGGGAAAUGUGAGCUCCCGACCAACCAUUCGUGCCCGAUACCUGGAUCCACCACCCCAUGGGUUUGCUGCUUGGAUUGCAAGAACCUGACAGAUACCAGAUGGGACGACCCGCCUUACAAGAUCAACGCUUCAGGGUCUCGAGCUCCGUUGGGCUUCAAAACGAUAGCCACGAGCGCCACGCACUACAAUGGAAUUCUGGAGUACAACGCACAUAGUUUGUAUGGCUUCUCCCAAGCCAUUGCUACGCACAAGGCCCUCCAAGGCCUUCAGGGCAAACGCCCCUUCAUUCUUUCCCGCUCCACUUUUGUGGGUUCGGGAGCGUACGCUGCGCACUGGACGGGUGACAACAAGGGCACAUGGGACGACCUUCGCUACUCCAUUUCCACCAUGUUGAACUUUGGGCUCUUCGGCAUGCCCAUGGUCGGAUCGGAUAUCUGCGGGUUCUAUCCGGCGCCGACGGAGGAGCUCUGCAACCGCUGGAUCGAGCUGGGUGCGUUCUAUCCCUUCUCCAGAGACCACGCCAACUUUGCUUCACCGAGGCAAGAGCUGUACCAGUGGGCGUCGGUGGCAGAGUCGGCAAGAAACGCUUUGGGCUUGAGGUACAAGCUGCUUCCGUAUCUGUACACGCUGAACUACGAAGCUCACACCACCGGUGCGCCGAUGGCGAGGCCCGUCUUCUUCUCGUUCCCCAAUUUCACGUCGAGCUACGGCCUCAGCACUCAGUUCUUGCUGGGGGCCAGCGUCAUGGUAUCUCCGGUCUUGAAGAAGGCCGCGACAUCCGUGAAAGCAAUGUUUCCUCCCGGCACCUGGUACAGUUUGUUCGACAUGACCAAGGCUGUGGUGUCGCAGGACGAUCGCUUCGUAACACUCGAUGCACCUCUGAACGCGGUCAACGCGCAUGUGUACCAGAACACUAUACUUCCGUUGCAGAGAGGGGGAACCAACUCUAAGGAGGCAAGAACGACGCCGUUUACUCUGGUCGUUGCCUUCCCUUUCGGAGCCACCCAAGGAGACGCAAAAGGGAGCGUGUAUGUGGACGACGACGAGCGGCCCGAGAUGAAGCUUGCGGAAGGAGAGGCUUCCUUCAUCGAGUUCUACGCCACUGUUAGCGGGAGCACGGUGAAGGUGUGGUCGGAAGUGGAAAUGGGAGCCUUCAGCUUGGAGAAGGGACUGCUGAUCGAGAAGGUGUGUGUGUUGGGACUGCAGGGGAACGGACAGGGGCUCGUGGUGGAGGUGGAUGGUGAGCCUUGGGCUGAUGCUGCCGGUGCUCACUUUACCGAGUCUCAUGCAGUGAUGCAUCAAGCGAAGCUGGAGGGUGGUGGGAGUAAGAGAACCAGCAUGAUUGUGGAGGUCGGAGGGCUAUCGCUGCCUCUGGGGAAGACGUUCUCCAUGACUUGGAAAAUGGGGAUCAAGGAAUGAGUCGUGUUUAUGUGCAUCUAACUGGUGUUUACUUCUAUCUCCUAAUGCACCUCUGCUUCUUCUUCCUUCGUUUCUUUUUC
Molecule: messenger RNA, 2936 nt
Organism: Musa acuminata subsp. malaccensis (wild Malaysian banana)
Lineage: Eukaryota; Viridiplantae; Streptophyta; Magnoliopsida; Zingiberales; Musaceae
Product: alpha-xylosidase 1
Biological process (GO): carbohydrate metabolic process
Molecular function (GO): carbohydrate binding; hydrolase activity, hydrolyzing O-glycosyl compounds
Source: RefSeq, a predicted model, not a curated record